Molecule: messenger RNA, 4099 nt
Organism: Perca fluviatilis (European perch)
Lineage: Eukaryota; Metazoa; Chordata; Actinopteri; Perciformes; Percidae
Gene: slc25a29l
Product: mitochondrial basic amino acids transporter
Exons: 4
Coding region: 959-1891 (310 amino acids)
Biological process (GO): mitochondrial L-ornithine transmembrane transport
Cellular component (GO): mitochondrion
Molecular function (GO): high-affinity L-arginine transmembrane transporter activity
Source: RefSeq, a predicted model, not a curated record
AUAUACUGAAAGUGCCAAAAAAAAAAAAAGUGCUCAUUAUUCAAAACGGCACAUUUCAGAAUAAUAUUUGACUCCUGGGUUCUAAUUAGUGAUGCAUUAUUGUGUAAACUUUCUAAUGUUGCAGCUGGUAAAGGUGGGACUUAUUUAAACUACUUUAUAUACUGCCAAAAUGUAGUGGUGGAGCAGAAGUAUUAAGUAGCAUAAAGCGGUAACGCUACUUUAACAUUCUAAAGUACAGUAGGCUACUUGAGUGCAUGAACUUAAUUUCUUUCCACCACUGGUUGCGGGGCUGUUUCAUUGUAUCCCCCCCCCCCCCACUGCACAGCAGUAUGACGUGUCCUGAAUGUACUGUAUGGCACGGAAUACUUACAUGGCUCUCGAAUCACUAUUUAGGAAUACUAGUUGGACACUCAUGCUGAUGACGACCACCAUGAUAACACUGUUGAUUUGUUGACGGUGGCGACUGUAGGAGCAGCGAUGAUAGAGAACCUCUCCUCGGCUGCUCCACCCGCCAGCAGCCAAUGGGUGCGAGGGGCGGACAGCAUCCGCUAGGGGAGUUGUCUUCUUACAAGCAAUCCGAUUGGGCUGCCUUAAAAAGAGGAACAUAAAUAGAAAGGUUUGGCAGUAGGAGCGCUUCUAGUAGUGAGCGUGAGGACACAUCAGCAAUAAAUCUGUUACCCCUUCAACCAGGCUCCACGCUACGAGUCCGUGUGGUUCUUAGUAGCCGGAAGAAAUCUUCGGUUUGCUCAGCAUCAGCAACGUCUGGAAGCCAAAAGAGGCUAUUGUUUAGCGCUAAAAGGCUUGGCUUAACAGCAAGCCAGAGUUUGGUAAAUACUCAAGUUCAGACAUAUUCCGUGACAUUUAUAACAAAGUACCCACUUAAGGGCUUGUGAAUUACGUUUGGUAGCCACCAAGUUAGCUUGACCACAUUUCAACCCUUAGCUAGAUAUUUGAGGGAAUGGCAUUGGACUUCGCUGCGGGCUGCAUAGGAGGUGCUGCUGGUGUUUUGGUCGGACAUCCAUUUGACACUGUAAAGGUGAGGCUUCAAGUUCAAAAUGUGGACAAACCUCUGUACCGAGGAACAUAUCACUGCUUCCAGUCAAUCAUACGCCAGGAGUCGAUGCUCGGUCUGUACAAAGGCAUCGGCUCUCCAAUGAUGGGCCUGACCUUCAUCAAUGCCAUAGUUUUUGGCGUCCAGGGCAACGCCAUGCGCAAGCUUGGCCGCGACACGCCUCUCAACCAGUUCCUGGCUGGAGCCUCUGCUGGAACCAUCCAGUGUGUCAUUUGCUGCCCAAUGGAGCUGGCGAAGACACGCAUGCAGAUGCAAGGGACCGGAGAGAAGAAGUCUAAGAGGAAGCUGUAUAAGAACUCCCUGGACUGUCUGGUGAGAAUCUACAAAAAGGAAGGAAUCCGAGGGAUCAAUCGUGGCAUGGUGACCACCUUGAUGCGUGAGACGCCUGGUUUCGGUGUGUACUUUCUCACUUAUGACGUGUUGACACGUUCUCUGGGCUGUGAGCCAGAGGAUCCGUACAUGAUCCCCAAGCUGUUGUUUGCUGGUGGAAUGUCUGGCAUCGCCUCCUGGCUCUCCACCUAUCCCGUGGACGUGAUCAAGUCGCGUCUUCAGGCGGACGGGGUAGGCGGCGUCCACCAGUACAGUGGCAUUAUGGACUGUGUCAGACAGAGCUUAAAGAAAGAGGGCUGGAGGGUGUUUACACGUGGACUCACGUCCACUUUGCUCCGUGCAUUUCCAGUGAAUGCUACCACAUUUGCCACUGUGACUCUAUUUUUAUUGUACAUGCGUGAGGGAGAAGAGUGUAGCAUUCAGGACUCUGAGCUGCAGUCUGUUCAGCUGCAGCCUCUGCAGCCACAGACACAGCCAACUAGCAUGUGAGCCAUUGUGCAGCAGUGAGCACUACUACAGUCAUCAGCAAAUCUAGAUGAAAUGUGCAGCUUCAUGCAGGUCUAUGAUCUGUUAACUGGUGUCCAUAAUGAGAAAGGUGAACUGAUCCUAGGUAAGCCAAUUGAGCUUCAGCCAAGUGACCACAUGUAUUUUUUAAAUAUAUAUUUUAAGAUAGAUAUGGUAUACCGGUACUUUUUUUUUUUUUUUUUUUUACACUUUUUUUCAGUUUUAUGUAUUUUAGGAAACUUGACUGUUACAGUAAUGUACAGUGACAGUUACAGAUGUUCCUAAAAUUUGGAAUAAAAGAAUGUCUUUAAUGCUGUGUUCAGAUCAUAAUGGGGUAUGUUAACUGGUCUCCACUAUUACACAUGCCUAAAACUGUAGAGUAUUGUUAGUUUGUGAACAUGAAUGCAUUGUUUUGACUUUCGUUUUGCAAACUUGAAUUACUGAAAUGAAUGUGAUUUUAAGAUUCAAUUGUUUUUUUUUUUAUGUUAAGCAGUUGACAAAUCCAUAAUGUUCUCUCCAUUGUGUCCAGGUCAAGUCAUCCCCUGACUAUUUACCUCCAUAUAUGUGAACACAGCAUUUCAGCAUCUUAACGUAAUGGUUACAAAUACAAAGAAAGCCUUAUACAUGUACAUUCAAAUAUAUAUUGUUGUAUUCCUUUUACUGAGGUUGUAUGUAGUUAAGCUUUCCUAUGAGAAGUCCUAGGAAUUUGUUUCAGGGUGUGUAUGCUGUCUGAAGUUUUUAAAUAGUGAAAAUAGUCAUUAGCGCAUUGCAGUAUGACAAAUGGUUUAGAUACAGUCAGAUACAAAAUAAUCACGUAAAAAUUAAAUUGAAAAUUUUGAAUUGUCACACAAUCAUUCUCUAAAACCAAAUCUUGUGCGGUUUUAAAAUCUUUUUGUUCUGUAUCAUACAGUGUCCAAAGAAAGCACCUUAUGGUAUGAUAUUAAGCACAUGUACAGUUAAAAACAUUUUUGGCCAUCAAUUUUUCACUUUACAAGAUUUUAUUUUUGUACUUACUGAUGCAAGAUUCUGUUACCGUGUCGAGCAAAGCUGAUGGCUUGCUAAAAGUGGGCUUUUACAAAUCCAAAUUGUAUUUUUAAACCUUGUGCUCCUUGUUGGUAGAUGUGAUGCACAAUGUUUAGCAGGCUCCACAUCCUCCACAAGGGGGAGUUGUGUCAUCAUCAGACCAGUUCUGUACACACUAGCCUGCGCCACCUAGAGGCAGAGGAAGUAAUAGCGCCUGCACUUUAACUUUUUCAACUGCACAUUUUGUCCUUCUUUGAUACAGUUGCAUAUUUUGUAGCUGCUGUUUGUGUGUUAAAGAAAGUACAUUUCUACUACUUCUGUCUCUAAACAUGUAUGCACUUGUAACAACAUUAUUAUGACAGACAUUUCAGACAUGUAAUCAUCAAAGACACUAGUGUUGUUUUUUUGUAGAGAAAUAGUCACCCAUUAAGAGCUUACUAUUCUGCCAAAAAAACAAACAAAUUUUUGUACGGCUCGCAUUUGAAGUUAAAAUGUUCAGCACCAAAGAUAGGUCCAACCUAUUUCGCUACAAAUUCUGCUGUCUCUAAAUCUGAACCUAAGUUUUGUCAGUAAUCUUUGGCCAAGCAAAAUGUGGUUAGAUCCCCUCUGCUUCCCUCUCAUUAUUAACCAGGACAUUCAUUAUAGGACACAGUGUCACUCAGAGCCAAGUGACCUACAGUAUGUACUUUACCCAGUUAACAGCUGCUCAAGUUCACAAACCCUUUACAUUUUGCAGGUUUAAAAUGUAAGCUACAACAUGUCAAACACUGAAAAUGCACACCUCUUCACGUCUGCAGUUCUAAACUGCUGCUGCUGUUACUUUUCUUAUCAAUUUGGCAGAUGUUAGACUGGUCUGAAACAGCUUUGGGGUUGUCCAAAGACAUAAUGUUGUACAUACUGUGAAUUUGGUGUUUUCAUGUCAUCCUUUAAUUAAAAUCCUGAAUUUUUUCUGUUUCAAGACUUUAGUUCUCUAUCCUGUCUUGGUUAGUCUUGACUGGACCGGUGGAUGAUGCAUGAUUGUUAAUAUCUUUGGAAAAGGGCUGCUUUAAUUGUCUAAUGCUGCUUCACGUUCUGUGCAUUUACGUAUGUACAAUAUCUUGCACCAACGCAGCAUGCACACUAUGUAGUUCUUUGAGAGAAUGGUGAAAUAAAAGUCAAAUUUUUUUCUCA